Helianthus annuus (common sunflower) is the source of this 3339-nucleotide messenger RNA. Its product is annotated as probable disease resistance protein At1g61300. The transcript has 3 exons. Lineage: Eukaryota; Viridiplantae; Streptophyta; Magnoliopsida; Asterales; Asteraceae. The coding region runs from base 195 to 3047 and encodes 950 amino acids. Gene Ontology annotation, molecular function: ADP binding. The record is from RefSeq and is a predicted model, not a curated record.
AUCUCUUAGCACUCUGUUUCAUAGCACUGAUGCAAUAGAACGAGCUCAAGACUGGAUUACAUUUCUAACUGUUAACCUUUUCAUUUAAUCUAGCUGUUCACAAGUACUAUACAAUGUAUAGAUAGAAGAAGUGUUUCUGCAGAAAGAAAGAAAUUUAUAUUAUCUGCUAGAUCUCUAAGGUUUGGAACAUCAAAAUGGCGUGCCCUGAUGUAGGGUUUGGGGCAAUCCAAACUUGUACGGGUGCGUUAAGUUUGUGUAUCAAGUGUGGUGAGACUAAAAUAACAUUGACAAACAGUCAUUCACAUUUGCAAGAAAAUAUGAGUAGACUACGUACACUAAGAGAAAGUGUAGAAAAAACACACGCGAUAUAUUGGUUUCCAGGCAAUGCCAUUGAGCAGUGGUUAAGUGAAGUAGAUCAAACUGAUGGUAAUGUGCGCGAACUGUCAACUAAGUUUUCAAAUUUAGAGAAGGUUAUUUGGAAACAUGUUAGUCGACAUGGUUUGAUUCAAGAGAUUAACACAAUGAGUGCUAACAUAAAAGAUGUUAUACAAAAAGGAGAAAAAAUGGAACAUGACUUGAAGAUGAAAAACAUAAAUCGUGUUGUUGCUCAGUUGCCUAAACCAAUAACCAUUGAAAAUGUUCCAGCACUCAAAGAAAAAUUGGAUCGGCUAAUACAGUAUGUGAAUGAUGAUGCUCACGACACAAUCAAAGUGCAUGGCAUUUCAGGGACAGGGAAAACAGUUCUACUCCAACAUCUGAACAAUCAUGAAGCAAUUGCUAAUCAUAAAAAGUUUCAUAUAGUCAUUUGGCUACCUGCUUCGGAAUUUGAAAAUCGGAACAAAUAUCAGAGUACUGUAGCUGGCAUCCAACGUAUAAUUUCUAAAAGACUAGGAUUGUGUAUUGGUAUCGAAGAUGAUAUUGGCACGAUAAGUACCAAGAUACGUCGAGAGUUGACUGAUGCAAAAUAUCUGUUGUUAUUGGAUGAUGUCAAGAAAGAGAAGAUUGAUCUUGGUGCUAUUGGUAUACCAAAUAACACAAAUGGUAGCAAAAUAAUCUACACAACAUACUUACCUGUCUCUCCAUUUGGUAAAGCUGUUGGUGUAGAAAUGGGAAUGUUAAGUGAUGCUGACUCAUGGGAGUUGUUUGAAAACUUUUUCAAAGAUAUGGACGAUAUAACUGACAAUGAUGAGAUUACAACCAUUGCUCGUGAUGUAGCUAAACUAUGCGGUGGUUAUUUCGCCCUCAUUGAAAUAGUUGCACGGAAGUUUGCAUCAAAUAAAACUCCCAACAGUUGGAGAAAUGGUUUAGAAAUACUAAAGAGACCUGCAGAGAAGCGGGACAUAUAUAUGAAACAAAUGGAGAAAUUCUUGCACUUCAGUUAUCAUGAUGGCCUAGAUGAAAACCAAAAAAAAUGCUUUCUUUUUAGCCUUUUAUAUCCUAAAGAACACAAAAUUCCUGUAGAUUGCUUAUUUGAUUGUUGGGCAGCUAAUGGUUUUCUUGGAAAUGAUUUGAUUGGGGAAGAUAUAUUAGGGCGUCUUUUAGAACUGGCUUUACUUACCAAAGGUUCCAAUGGGCAAUAUGUUACCAUUAACAAAAUAUGUAGGGCGGCAACAAUAAAUCUCUUGCAAGAACAUCAUGAAAUCAAAUGUUUAGUAGUAGAAGAAGAGCGAGAAAAUAUACAAAGUUACAAUUGGGAAGAUAUGCACUGGAUCUCUUUGGUUGAUAGUGGAGUUAAUGUUUUAUCUACUGACGUACGUUGUCUAAAGCUCACCACACUAUUUCUACGAAAACAAUCAAAGUUGGAAAACAUUUGGAGCUCCUUUUUUGAUCAUACGAAAGAGUUAAUUGUUUUAGACCUCUACAAGACAAAACUUGAACUCGAGCUCCCUAUGAGUAGCUUGCGAAAGCUUAAAGUUCUUUAUGUGAAUGGUUGUGCUAUCUUAAACAAGCUUCCUUUCAAAAUAGAAGGCCCAAAUAAUAUGCUUGAAGUUCUUGAUAUACGCGGUUGUUUAAUCAAUGAGAUACCACAUGAUAUCAAAAGUUUGAAGCGUUUAAGGCGAUUGUUAGUCUCUAUCAACAGAGAAGGUCCUUUGAGUCGUCUUAUGAUAUCUGAAUUAUCAUCAUUGAAAGAGUUGAUAAUAGAUGUGAAACAAAAUGAUAUGGCUUCAAACAAUACAUGCUGCAAUGAGGUGAUAGAAGAUAUCAUAAAGAAUAUUGACUCUUUGAAAGAAUUAACCACACUUCAAGUUCACUUCAAAGAUGAAAGUAUAGAUGUCAUUCAACUAUCUGGAUAUACAUUAAAAAUCUUCAUUCCAAAACAAGGUAGCCUUCAACACAUUUUAAAUGAAAGAGUGAACCUCUAUAAUGCACUACAAGUUUAUAUUGGUUCUCGAAUGACGUCAAAAAGUGAAAUUCAAAUGUCAAUCAAAGUUUUUAGUAGCUUUGUACUAUCUUGUGAUCAGAUUGUCCACGACUCUGUAAUUGAACGGGUUUUGGAUCAUGUAAAAGCUAUCAUCAUGAUGAAAGAUGAUUCCGUAAAGCAUCUAGAUCAAAUCGGGCUCUUAAGUCGCAACAUUCACAAUUGUUUGGUUCAAAGAUGCAACAACAUCAAAACCCUUAUUCUGAACAACCAUGGCUUCUCGAACCUUGAGACUUUGGUUCUUAGUGAAUGUUCUCAAUUAGAAGUACUAUUCUCAAAAAAUGUGGUUCAAAAAGCUAUGCGUAUCAAGCACCUUGAGAUAAGAGAAUGCUCAGCUAUUGAAGAGAUCAAUAUGUUAUCAACUAGUGGUGGUGAUAUUUUACCAACACUGAUAACUCUUGUACUUGACAAUCUUCCAAGGCUGAAGAGGAUCUGCUCAGAUAUGAACUGGCCUUCAUUGAGCACCUUGGAAAUACGUAAGUGUGAUGAGCUGAAAGAACUAUCUCUCAACAGAGAUCUCACAAUGUUGCGUAACAUCAGUGUAGAGAGGCAGUGGUGGGAGAACUUGAGAGUGGCUGAUCAGAUAAAGCAGGAACUUAAACGUCAGGGAAUCCGUAAUUUUUUGUGACUGACAUGCCAGUUUGUUUGAAGGAUGUUGCUGCAAGUAUCUUUGUUGUGCUGAGAACUAUUUUGAUUGAUUCCGAAAUCCACAUUUUGACUUCUUUUAGAUUUGUGGACAAACCUUCUCGUGUGAAAGAUAGCUUUUGUUUGUGUUGUGUGCCCAUCCAUAAUGGUACAAAUGCAUAAUGAAACUAUGUUUGUAUUUUCAGAUUUGUGGACAAACCAUUGUCAAAGUUGUACGCUUGAAGUGAAUUUCGAAUUCAUAGUAUGUGCUCGUAGUAUUUUCUUUUCUUGUCUAA